Triticum urartu is the source of this 736-nucleotide messenger RNA. The record is from RefSeq and is a predicted model, not a curated record. Lineage: Eukaryota; Viridiplantae; Streptophyta; Magnoliopsida; Poales; Poaceae.
UUUGAUGACUUCACAUGGGAUACAAUUGCAGCUGUGUCAAGCUUGUGCUGAAGAGACCACCAAAGCAAUCAUUGAUGAUAUUGGAGAUAUAAAUUUUUCUUUACCUGUUGAUGAGUCUAGAGAUGCAUCAAUAAAGGAGCAAAUGGCUAUGGUUUUAAGGUAUGUCGAUAAACAUGGGUAUGCGAUUGAGAGGUUCAUUGGGAUUAAGCAUGUUGGUGACACAAGAGUGGCUUCUCUAAAAGCAGCUUUGGAUGGUAUGUUUCUUAAACAUGGCUUGUCUAUGUCUAAAUUGAGAGGGCAAGGGUACAAUGGAGCUUCUAACAUGAGAGGAGAAUUUCGUGGGUUGCAAAGGUUGAUACUAGAUGAAAAUCCUUAUGCAUUUUAUAUUCAUUGCUUUGCCCAUCAGUUGCAGUUAGUGGUUGUUGCUGUUGCCAAGUGUUGUUCCUCUGUAUUGGAUUUCUUUAACCACGUAACUUUGAUUGUCAACACUGUCAAUGCUUCUUGUAGGAGACAUGAUGAACUAGCCCAAGAACAACAUGAUAAUAUUGUGAGUCAAUUGGAGUCCAGGGAAAUUUUUUCAGGAAGAGGGAAAGACCAAGCAACCAACCUUGUAAGACCUAGCUAGGGAUACACGGUGGGGCUCACAUCAUAAAACUUUGUGUCAGUUUAUUGAGAUGUGGACAUUUGUUUUGCAUGUAGUAGAGAACAUUCAUGAUGAUGCAGAAAAUUUAACACA